Lottia gigantea (owl limpet) is the source of this 2525-nucleotide messenger RNA. RefSeq lists its product as hypothetical. Gene Ontology annotation, cellular component: nucleus. NCBI's taxonomy places the organism in Eukaryota, Metazoa, Mollusca, Gastropoda, Lottiidae. The record is from RefSeq and is a predicted model, not a curated record. Gene Ontology annotation, biological process: negative regulation of apoptotic process; regulation of cell cycle. The coding region runs from base 1 to 1914 and encodes 637 amino acids. The transcript has 12 exons.
AUGCUCAUAGGAAAAGAUUUUUUUUCAAUGUCAGACGAGAAUGAAAAAAAUGGAAAAGAAAUACGAAAGGAUAUGCACAUUUUAAUGCCAUCAACUAAUCCCAUCAUGUCCAAUAUUAAUCCACCACCACCGCGUGUAGAGAAAUAUAUUGUAGAAGAGGAGAUCACAGUUGGUAUACCUUUGGUUAGACCAAAAGAGGCCUUUUUAAAUGUUCUUAGAUUGGCAGGGGCUAAAGUUGAAGUAUUCACCAGGCAAGAAAUUGGUCAAUAUUUAAAAGAUUAUAUUGGUGGUAGAAAGUUAUAUGAUCCCACAGAUCCUAGAAUAGUUUAUUGUGAUAAUGAUCCAUUAGAAAAAGCUUUUAAUGUUACCAAAUUUACUUUAGACAAUGUCAUGGAUUUAAUCAAUAAAAAUGUAAGUCUAGUACCUGAUACUUGUAUUAAACGAAUGAGACAGAUGGUCUAUAGAACAAUGACUGUUACAUCACCAACUACUAAAUCUAAUACAGAUAGUACUAGGUCUACACAGGUCAAUGAGAACCUAGCAUGUAAUACAACACAUAGUAUUAAACCUAGUCCAAUUACAAGUACAACAACAUCACAGGAAGAUAAAAUUAAUACAACAACAUCAAAUAUCAAUGUAUCUGAUGCUGAACAUAAAAGAAAUAUACCUGCAGAUACAAAACAAACAGACACUAAAGAAAAUGAUUCAAAGUCAACAGAAUCUAAAAACAGUAGUUCUGAUAGAAAAAGAAAAUCAGAUAGUUCUAGUGGUUAUGCUGAUGGUCCUCCAUUGCGUAAAAGAAGAACAUCUCUUAAUGUAACGUUUAGUGAUAAUGAAUCAGCCUCCUAUCCCUGGUAUUUUCAAGUUCAAGUAGAAGAUGAAACAGAUAGUGAGAAGGAAGAAAGAGAAAAGAAAGAAGAUAAUAUAAAUGAUAUGUGGUUAGUAGAAGAAGAUACUAUAUCAGUACAAUAUGAUUCCGAUGCUUUUACUAUAGAAUAUGAUGUUGACUCAAUAUCCAGUACUAAAUCUGAUAGUGAUAGUAUUUCUAUACACUCAGGAAAGGAUAUAUUUGUCAUCUGUAAUGAUAGUGAUGUAGAAUUCUGGGCUGAUUCUAGUGGCAGUGAUGAUGAUUCAGAUCCUGAAAUACCAGACUCAGAUAAAUGGUCAUGUGAAGAAUGUCUAGAGAGAAACACUCCUAAACAAGCUUAUUGUGAUAAAUGUUGGAAAAUGAGGCCUGGAUGGUUUUCUGGAAAGGAAAAACGCAAACCAACUUUUAAAUCCUCCUCUAGGUCAUUAUCUGCCCAUGUUAGUAUUUCAUCAUCAGAGAGUAGUGAUGGUUGUUUAAAUGUGAAUAAUCCCUCCUCCCAUACACCUAGCUUAUCAUCUUCAGACAAUACAUCUCCCUUACAUCCACAUAUACUACCAUUAUAUAAAGAUGAUUCCGGUAUUAGUUUAAACUCCACUCAACCUUGCAGUCAAGAGUUACUCAGUCAAGAUAAGUGUUCAAGUCUAGAAACAUUGAGUUCAGUAAGUUCUUCUUCCAUAGUGUUAAAUACUUUAUCUAACUUUCAAGUUGUAAACAAACCCCAAUCUGUGUUCAAAGAUAAACAAAUAAAUAGAAAACAAGUGACAGAAAGUGAUAAAUUCUCUUCUACACCAAUUUUAUCUUCAUAUUGUUCACCAAAGAAAAUCUCCUCUAAAGGUGCAACAAAUAAAGGCGAUAAAGAAAAGACCGCUGAUACAGACUUGUGUGUUGUUUGUUUAUCCAGACCUAAAACUGGUAGUAUUAUACAUGGUAGCUCUGGACAUCAAGUGUGUUGUUUUAAAUGUGCAAAACAAUUAAAGCGAAAGAAGAAAGCUUGUCCAGUCUGCAGACGACCAAUACAGAAAGUUAUUAGGAAUUAUUUAUUGUAAUUUGGAAACUUUAGCCAUAAUAACAUCAGUUAUUUAAUAUUUAUUUUCAAUCCUUGCCAAGUAAUGUAGAUUUUAACUUAAAGUGUAAUUAUUAUGGUACAAUGUGUGCAUUUUCAAACACCUUGCUGGUAGGAUUUGUAUUCAUUCUCUAGACAUUUCAUAUAGCUAAUAUCCUUUGGGAAAACAUAAGUGGAUACUGUUCUGAUUGCAAUUCUAGGAAAUUUGGUAUGUAUACUAGAGAGAUCUUAAAGUGCUGUUAAUGAUAGUUUUACAUAUAACUGCUAGUAGUAACUACCGGUACUCUGAAAUAAUCUAAAUUGACAAACUUGACUUUUAAAUGAUAAUGACCACAAUUCUUAUUCUAAUCAACCAUAUUGUCUGCUGUGUACUUUAUACACUGUGAGCAACUGCACUUAUUAUAAUAUCAAAUUCCAUGCAUUUCAUCUAUUUUAUUAAUCAAAACUGAUCACAUAUAUUGUAUGUCAUAUAAUGUUCAUUAAAUCAAAUUUUAAUAAAAAGUCCAAUAUGUAUACUGUGAUCUGUGAAAAAAAAAUAAGAAGAGCUUUCAUAAUCGGCAAGUGCAAUGUUUUAAAUAAAUUCUAUUGCAGAUC